GUUGACCAGGAGGAUGAGGAGCCUCUACCAGAGGACGAGUUGCCAGAGUGGAAGAGGAAACAGAAAGGCAUCGACAUGUCGAAGCUGGACAUGAGCAACCCUGAAAAGUUGAUGCAGCAGACCAAGAAGGGGAAGUCACUGAUGAUGUUUGCCACUGUCGCAGGCAACCCGACAGAGAAGGAAACGGAGAAGAUCACCGGUUUGUGGCACAGCAGCAUGUUCAACGCCAACAUGGAGAUGCAACGGUACGUGGUGGGCAGCAACCGUGUGUUGUUCAUGGUGUCGGACGGGGCAAAGGCGUGGGACGUGAAGGACUUCCUGGUGCAACAAGACAACUGUGAGGAGGUGACCAUCGAAGGACAGAACUACCCCGGGAAGGGGGCCCCCAAGAAGGCUGAUGACAAAAAGAAGGGGGACGAUAAGAAGACAGAGAAGAAGAAGAAGAAAAAGGAUCGAACUGUGAAGAUGAUCCAUCACCUUGGCAUUGGUGAUGCUUGUGUCGGAGGAAUACAUGUUGACGAAUGUAGUUUGUCCUAACAGAAUCAGCAUUACGAGGCGGAAGGAUACAUGUGUUUGUGUGUUAUCUGGUUGAUGUUCUCAUGAGGUGAAGUAUGAACUUUCCUUGUGAAAACGAUGCAAAUAUUUUUUAUGGUUGAAUUACCUGUGUGAUUGUUGUUGCUGUGAUGUUCAAUAUACGUCAUUGGACAAUUUGUUCAUGAGACCCGAUUUAUGUUAAAAAGCCAAAACGUUCAGGUUGGUAAGGUAAAUAACUCAGAAAUCAAAUUAUUUUUGUUCAUUUUCUCUGAAUUUUAGUUAGUUAUGAUUCAUCCUCAGAUUAUAACUUGCUCCGUUUUGAACCUUUCAGCUGGUUUUAAUUCUUGCCAUAUGAGUAUUUUAUGGCUAUUGAUCAAGUUGAUAGCAAUUUAUGAUAAUAUAACCACUACUUUUCAUAUUUAAUCAUUUUCAAAUUUAAAUGUUUUUAUUUUUUAAAAGCCUGGCUUAACUUAAUGUUGAUUUUUCAGUAUAAUUUUCAAAUAGGAUUUAAAUAGUUAUGCCUGUACACUGAUACAAAUGUAUGUGUUUAUGCUGGAAAUCUCAGCUCAAAAACGGGGUGGUGGGGUAGCCUAGCGGUUGAAGUGUUCGCUUGUCCCGCUGAAGACCCAGGUUCCAUUCCCCACAUGGGUACAAUGUGUGAAGCCCAUUUCUGGUGUCCCCCUGCCAUGAUAUUGCUGGAAUAUUGCUAAAAGCGGCAUAAAACCACACUCAUUCUCUCUUAGUUCAAAACCACGCUAAAAAAUUAAUGUCUCAGAAAUCAUUGUCAAGCUUGCCAUGUACAUUGUCAAUAUAUAUGUCUCAAAUGUUCACAACCAACAAUGAAAAAUGUCUAAAGAUGGCCUGUUAAACUAAACAGAUGUCACUUUAAUAAGUCUCAUUCCACAGGGAGGUCUGAUAUCUUGGACCUUUGUGUAUUGGGGAGCAUGGAUUACAGAUUGUGCCCUGAACGUAAAUAUUGUACACUGUUGUUCUACUGAGAUGUUUUAAGCAUGACCUCUGAUGUAAGGUCAAUCUCUAGGAAGGGUAGCUGUGAAAUUUUAGAUGUGGUUUGUAGCUCAGGUUUUACUAAGGCCCCAAAAAAUAAAUUGUGUGUUUACAGUUUCCCGACCGAACCCAUCACAUACUUCACAACCCUAAACUUUUUUCUCUUUUUUUUUGAAAGACAGCGAAACAUUUUGCUACUCCAACAGUAUGUCCUCCCCACUGUUGGGGGGCGACCAUAUGUGACCUGUGCUCACUUACUCCUGUUUUUCAUAAAUGUUAAAUUUAGAAAGUGUUGUUGCUUCAGUUAUUAAAAUUUUAAACUGGUUUCCCCUCUUUUCUUUCAAAAUUGGUUCCUGAUAUUACGUAAAUAUGUGAUUUUAUGAAAAAAUGCGAGUGCAUUUAAAAAAAAAGUAAGAAAAAAAAAAAAAGAUAAACCCUACCUACCGACCCUGUUUUAGUAUUUCAUGUUACCCUAAACACACAUGGGUUUUUUUUUGCCUAACCGAUAUUCACUAGUCACUAAUUCACAGAUUGCUAUGUUCUGCUCAGCUUUAACUAUUCAACAUUCACCAGUCACAGGUAACUGUCUGCCAUGUGUGAUGCUGAAUUUGUAUUGGCCUCCUCUUGGUCCUGCUGGGAAUAUGAUCGAUAUUAUUCUCCUUCCUGGCUGCCAUUCCACAAAACAAUCAGUGAGAGAGAAUAAGGUUUAUUGUAGUUUCACAUGUUAUAUACACUACAUGUUCACAGAACAAUAAAAUCUGUCCAGGUAUGGCCUUUGAGACACUGAAAGUACAAUCUUGUAUAUACAAUUAUGAUAAGACAAAUUAAGACAUAAACCUACACAAUGGUUGAUGAUAAGUUGAGUAAGGCCAGACCAAUUUUAUUUCUUGUUUUACGGAUUUUUGUACUCAGAAAGCCUAAAGGCA
This is a messenger RNA of Haliotis rubra (blacklip abalone), 2465 nucleotides long. RefSeq names its product LRP chaperone MESD-like. Gene Ontology annotation, biological process: protein folding. The record is from RefSeq and is a predicted model, not a curated record. Lineage: Eukaryota; Metazoa; Mollusca; Gastropoda; Lepetellida; Haliotidae. The annotation marks the transcript as partial. The transcript has 4 exons.